Messenger RNA from Patiria miniata (bat star), 2479 nucleotides. RefSeq names its product melatonin receptor type 1B-B-like. The record is from RefSeq and is a predicted model, not a curated record. Gene Ontology annotation, molecular function: G protein-coupled receptor activity. NCBI's taxonomy places the organism in Eukaryota, Metazoa, Echinodermata, Asteroidea, Valvatida, Asterinidae. The coding region runs from base 1026 to 2039 and encodes 337 amino acids. Gene Ontology annotation, cellular component: membrane. Gene Ontology annotation, biological process: G protein-coupled receptor signaling pathway. The transcript has a single exon.
GCAGACCACGAAUCCAAUGCCCUUGUCCACACAGCAUUCCACUCAGCACUCCACUAUAAACUCAUUUUGUUACGUCGAGAAAUGAUGUUCACAUUCCAAAAUGGGGGUGCAUUCCAAUUUCGCCUCAAACGUCUCAACACUCAAUGGCUGAGGCGUAUCUCCCAGUUUUGCCUUAAGUUUAAACACGAAAGGGUCAUUUUCUAAUAAUUACAAUUAAAGAACGAACGUUUCAGAGAAAAAAAAAUAAUAGACAAGGUAUUGCAAAUGUAAACUGUGAUCUGCUUUUCAUUAACCGAUAGUUUAUCUUUGCACAAUAUUGGUUUUUGAACCAAAGACUCGUAAAUCUUCAUUACCGGAUAUAAUUUUAGAAGUAUAUGCACAUAGUUUUGUAGUUUUGGAGCUGCCUGACUCCAAGAAAUCCAAUAAGGAUGGCGGACACACAUGGAAGCGGGGCAAUGUACGUAAAUGCUCGCGCUACACAAUAAAAUAUUAACCUCAAUAUUUUCUGCUAAAGUCCAAACACCUUUGUUGAAACAGCGUCACAUUGUUGUGUCGAUAUGAACAGUCCGUUGCAUCAUCAGAGCAAUCGUAGGAUCAUUUAGGACCGGAGACAAAUGGGAACUGUCAAAAUUCUAUUAAAUUCGCGGUCGUUUGUCGGGCUUUUCUCAUCCUGUUCAGCAAUUCCAGAGUGGAUUUUAGCCAUGCAUGCCAUUUAUGUUCCACGAAGGCCUACUGUAUUAUGGGACGUCUGUACAUACAGUCGUCCAAUGCGAGGUUUCAUAAUGCAAAUGAAGCCUUAACGUAUUGUAGACGUACUGGUUCUUUCUUGUUGUGCUAUUCUCUUGGAGGAAACAGAAGCGAAAGAAUUAAAUUGGGAAAUCAAUUCCGGAAGUUUCAAUCUCGUUGGCGAGAACAGAAACAAUUAAACUGCCUAAUUCGGACAAACCCAUCAAGCGAGACAAGUGCUUGUUUGAUUCACUCAUAUCGGAUAUUCAUUUUUGUUUCCAAUUUGGCAGUUUUGCCGGAUGUGCAAUCUUUAUGUCAUGUCGAACUCGACCGACAAGGAUUUAGGGUCAUCUGUUAAUACGUCUGACGAGGAAACACACAUAGCCUACCUAUAUUAUUACGAAAGACAAAUCAUCGCAUCUUUGUGCAUCAUUUCCGCCGUGGCAGGGGCUGUCGGGAACUGUUUGGUCAUUCUGGCUAUGUUCAAGUCGAAGAAGCUUCGUACGGUGACCAACGUCUUUGUGACGAACCUGAGUGUAAGCGACUUGCUCUCAAGCAUAUUCCUGCCUUGGGAGGCAGUUGCCUUGUUAGGCGAAGGGGCCUGGCCGUCGCCAAGAACUGAGUGGAUAUGUGUGACCAGCACUGCAGUCCUUUGUCUCAGCUACGGUAGCAGUUUUAACAACCUGACCCUCAUAGCCCUGAAUCGGUGGAUCGGUAUAACUAAAUCGAAAGCCACUACACGUCGCAUCUACACCCGCCGGAACAUCGCCUUCAUGUUAGUCUUUUCCUGGGCCUUCCCCCUGAGCCUCGUCCUGAUACCCCUGGUGUCCGAUUUCGGUGAACUUGGAUACGAACCUCUGUACAGUGUCUGUGGCUUCGUGAGGUCAAACUCGUACUCGGUGGCUUACUGUUUCGUUUUCAGCAUGUGUUUUUCCCCGAUUCAGUUCCUGAUUCUCUUGUUGUGUUACACGUCGGUUUUCCGGUACGUGCGCAAGAAGUCCCGGACCAUGGCUCGGCUGGAGAUCCAUAGUGUUUCCGGCGCGGUCUGCACUCCGGAGCGGGUGUUUCGUAGGAGGCUCUGGAAGAGGCAGAUUGCCGUCACCAAGAAUCUCGUCUACAUUGUAUCGGCAUUCGUCAUCUGCCAACUCCCAUUCGUCAUUGCCAUCAGCCGACAGUCACUCGCGUGGGGCAUCCGUAUGACCAUGUACGGUGCCGCUAUACUCUUCUUCAACAGCUCCGUCAACCCUGUUAUAUACGCAGUUUCCCACCCUGACUUCAAGGAAACUUUCAACCACAUGUUUCGGCGCAAAUAGUCAUUCUCCAACAGACCAAGAUCGACUAGACUUGGUGCAUUCACCUCAUAUACUCCUUUCUAUUGUCACCACCAAGUUUGACUGUUACCAGUAUUUUUUAAGGCUAUAAGUUCACGAAUGUGCCACUAGCUAGCAUCCUCUUUAACCACGCUUCAACUUACUGUAGAUAUAAAUGCACCUUCUUCGUAGUUUUGAUAGAGAAGGGUCGCAAUUUUAACAUUUUAUCUCGCCUUGCACUAGUCAAUCCAUUCCUGACAACACAACAUUGUGUCUGCACAUGUCCUCCCGUCAUCCAAGAGAAACAUUUCUCAAUCGUCUCUUCUUCUGUUGCCUUCUUAUACCCCAGCUAGUGCACGUGGCAACAGUUCCAACACCAGACUUUUGGCGACUGUAUAUGUAUUUGAACUGCAAGAAGAAUUGUUUUGGGUCGCCUCACGUAA